GCUCUGCCGGCGCAGCCUCUGCUCAGUGCUGCCCCUCGCAACAAGGCGCUGUCAACUUAUUUUCAUUUCGGAAAAAACAAAACAACAAGAAUCAAAAAUAUCCCCCAGCAAUUACUCUAGUCUCAAAGACCCCUCAUCAUCUAUCCCCUGCUUUAGUCCUAUUCGGUGUCCUGUGGUGAACUGGUGCACCGGUUAGUUCUUCCAUUGUCCCAGAGCAAAUUGUGCAUAGGCUUCCACUCAAAUUUCCAGCAAUCUAUAAUUCCAGCUUUCAACUCCUCCAUCACUUGUUCCCAAGUUCACGUCUGCUCGAGUUAGUUUUUCAAUGGCGGCGCCCAGCUCCAACGCAAGCAAGUUAAGCCAAGUCCAAGCUCUUGUUGAUAUGUUGAGGACAGAUCUCCAAGAUCAUCACCUUCCUCCAGAAAAGAGAGUCAUAACCCUCGAGAAGCUUAAAGUUUUCGGGCGGGAUGUGAACCAAUCCGACCCGAUAUUCACGAUGGAAGCAAAGAUGCUAUGCAAACAUGCCUUUGAAGGGACCGACAGUAAAUCCGCCCAAGAAGCCAUGCGGUGUCUGGCAAAUGCAUUAUUGAAAGUACCCGGGACCAGGCAGAUUUUUGUUGAACUUGGGUACACAGGGCAGGCAGUGAAUAGAUACCAGAAUGAUUCACUUGAUGAAGAAUUCUUAGCAGGUCGGAUUUUGUUUCUGGUUACCUAUGCGACUGCUGAAACACCGAAAUGGCUGGAAGAGUAUAAACUCGCCAAUUACCUCAACGACGCGAUUACGAGGCAUGGAAUAAUAUACUCCAAGAUCAACAAGAAUGAACAACCAUCUGCACUUCAAGAUAUGGCGUUCACAGAAACCACAAAGCUGUUGUUCAACCUCACUCACUUUGCCCCGGAGAAAGUAGAUUUAUUCUCAAGGUCCAUUCCAACCCUCUUCAAGAUUCUCUGCAGGAGGACACUCCCCAGUCUUCCCCUUCAAUCAUCCGUAGCCCAUCUGGUCAAUGCACUUUUAAACCUCGAUCUUUCAUCUCAAGCUGGAUGCGUAUUUCCUUCUUUCGACCCCACGUGCAAUGUUGCCAGGCUUAUCGAAGUCCUUGACCUUUCUGUAGAGAGCCCAAACGAUAAUCGUAACAAUCAACGUAACCAGCUAUUCAAUGAAGCAGGGGCCCCACUAGUAACAUUAUUGAGAAAAGUCUUUGAAAUCUCCUCCGAUCAAGCCAAAAAGUACAUGCGGAUACGAUUGCUACCCUCUGAUGAAGAACGUAAGAACCCACGAGGGAAAGAUGAUUCAUUGGCGUCUCGCCUAUUACAACUGUCCACUUCUGCAGCAGCUUUGAAUAUCCGUCAACACCUUGCCUCGAUGCUGUUUGAGGUUUCCAAUUCAAACCCUGAGGAAUUUGUCCGUAACGUUGGAUAUGGCUACGCCUCGGGGCUCCUUCUCAGUGCUGGUGUAGAACUUCCCCAGUCAGCUUUAGAAAGCCUCUCUGCUUCCUCAGACUCCUCUGGGCGGCUUUUCAACCCAAUUACGGGCCAGGCAUUGGAUAGUGAGCCAGAGACAAAAGACCCCUUUAGCGAGAUGACGGACGAAGAAAAGGAACGGGAGGCAGAGCGAUUGUUUAUAUUAUUUGAGAGAUUGAAACAGACAGGUGUCGUGGACAUCCAAAACCCUGUGGAAAAAGCUCUCCAUGAAGGUCGAUUCGAAGAGCUGGAUUGAAAGCUGCGAAUGCCUUUUUCGUUAGAAUUCCUACAUGUUCAGGCUACGAUCAUAUCCGAGAAAUGUUGAUUUUGAGUUGGAGGGCUUCCGGUUGCCGCCAGGGCAGAUCGUCAGUUCCGGUGUAUCGAUUCCGAUGGGAACGUAAAUAUUUGCUUCCUUGACUUCUAGCGAGGAACUUUUUUGAGCAAAAUUCAAACGUUAUAUUGUGGAUUCGU
Messenger RNA from Tuber melanosporum (Perigord truffle), 1929 nucleotides. RefSeq lists its product as uncharacterized. Bases 323 to 1714 code for a protein of 463 amino acids. Gene Ontology annotation, molecular function: G-protein alpha-subunit binding; guanyl-nucleotide exchange factor activity. Gene Ontology annotation, cellular component: cytoplasm. NCBI's taxonomy places the organism in Eukaryota, Fungi, Ascomycota, Pezizomycetes, Pezizales, Tuberaceae. The record is from RefSeq and is a predicted model, not a curated record. The transcript has 9 exons. Gene Ontology annotation, biological process: G protein-coupled receptor signaling pathway.